UAUAAUUUCGUAUUUUCACUUUGUAAAUAUAAAAACAUAUAUUAUAACAAUACUCAGAUGAAUAUUCGAUUAAUAAAAAAUGCGAAGAUUACAUUGUUUUUCAAUUCGAUUCUGAUUGAAACACAAAAAUUGUAUGAUGAGAAAUGUUUCUAUUUGGUAAUAUGUAACGAGCAUAAAGAGGACUUUAAAUAUGAAACAUAUAUAAAGUUUGAUGAACUAAUUACACAAUGCAAGGAUUAUGAUGCAUAUAAAGCAUCAAGUGAACCAAAAGAAGAUAAUGAAUGUAAAUGUGCUCGGAAAUCUUCAAAUUCUUAUUAA
Messenger RNA from Plasmodium cynomolgi strain B, 318 nucleotides. RefSeq names its product CYIR protein. NCBI's taxonomy places the organism in Eukaryota, Apicomplexa, Aconoidasida, Haemosporida, Plasmodiidae. The coding region runs from base 58 to 318 and encodes 86 amino acids. The transcript is spliced from 2 exons. The record is from RefSeq and is a predicted model, not a curated record.